Messenger RNA from Gastrolobium bilobum, 693 nucleotides. Its product is annotated as extracellular ribonuclease LE-like. Gene Ontology annotation, cellular component: extracellular region. Gene Ontology annotation, biological process: RNA catabolic process. Gene Ontology annotation, molecular function: RNA binding; ribonuclease T2 activity. The transcript has 4 exons. Bases 1 to 693 code for a protein of 230 amino acids. NCBI's taxonomy places the organism in Eukaryota, Viridiplantae, Streptophyta, Magnoliopsida, Fabales, Fabaceae. The record is from RefSeq and is a predicted model, not a curated record.
AUGGAAUCCAAGGGAUCCAUUUUGAUUAAGCUUAUGCUGCUGCUACAGUAUUUGUCAGUUCUCUGUGUUUCACAGAAUUUUGAUUUCUUCUUCUUUGUUCAGCAGUGGCCAGGAUCAGCCUGUAACACACAGCAAGGUUGUUGCUACCCAACAACUGGGAAGCCUCCUGCAGAUUUUGCCAUUAGUGGUCUUUUCCCUAGUAACAAUGAUGGCUCAUACCCUUAUAACUGUGAUACCAACAACCCUUUUCAGCAAUCUCAGAUAUCUGAUCUCCGUAGCAAUUUGCAAAGCAAUUGGCCCUCACUAUUAUGUCCAAGCAGCGAUGGGUCCUACACCUGGAGCGCUGCAUGGGACAUAUUUGGCACUUGCUCAGAGUCAGUCCUCAACCAACAUGACUAUUUUGCAGCAGCUCUCAACCUGAAAGAGCAGACCAACUUACUCCGAGCUCUUGCAACUGGAGUGAUUUUAUCAAAUGGGGGUUCCUACGCCUUGGACGUCACGAAAGAGGUUAUAAAGAAUUCUGUUGGGUAUACUCCAUUCAUUGAGUGCAAUGUGGAUUCAUCUGGUAAUAGCCAGCUAUACCAAAUUUACUUGUGUGUGGACAUCUCUGGAUCAUACUUGGUGGAUUGCCCUGUGGUCCCCAAAAACGUCGUCGAAUGUGGAUCAACUUUUCUGUACCCAUCUUUUUAUUAA